Messenger RNA from Serpula lacrymans var. lacrymans S7.9, 1659 nucleotides. RefSeq lists its product as uncharacterized. The coding region runs from base 728 to 1138 and encodes 136 amino acids. NCBI's taxonomy places the organism in Eukaryota, Fungi, Basidiomycota, Agaricomycetes, Boletales, Serpulaceae. The record is from RefSeq and is a predicted model, not a curated record. The transcript has 3 exons.
GCAACACAAUCUCUCCACCGUCAUGUAUAGUCCUGUCGUUCCCUAGAAGCUACAGGAGCUUAUGAUUUAUCUGCACUGACAGGAACACGUCUUCUGCACCUCAACCCCCAGCAGCGUAAGGAACGCAAGUUCCAAAGAAACACUUGGCUAUGCACCCUUGCUGCGAGCACCUAGUUAGCAUGGCAAUCAACCAUAUCUCAUGCGACGUUAAAUGCGGAGUAUUCCUGCACUGGGAGAAGGAUGACUCUCCAAAGUCUCGUCAUUGUCACCAACACACGUCGCGAGCUUACCUUGAAGGGCACCCCUGACAGAAUUCAAUCGCUCAAGUCUGAUUUGGAAAGGGAUGAUGAACCUCCGUGGCUACCCGAUAAAUUUAAGUUGUACUAGUCGACGUUCAUAUAUUUUGGCUAGCUUCGCCUGUGCUAUCCUGCAGUCGGGCGAGGCCGCGCGAUAAGUCGCGUCGCAUUGUAUCUCGAGUGGAGUAGGUCGUUAGGAGGAUUGCAUUCCCUUAACAAUUACAACAACAACAAGAAUUCACCUUUCCUCCGACGGUUGCUUGUUCUCAGUCCGCAUGCCCAAUAUCGUACCAAAAGAGGCCUGUGGUUUUCAGCUUUACUAUACAUGCUCUACGUCUCACUUCGUCGUGGUCUGAACAACGUUCUGCUCACACAUCUACGCGAACCCCCAUCUUAUAGGCUUCCAAUCCACACUCAAUUCUCACCACCAUAUGUAUCAGACAAAUGGCGCCAAAUACUUCGACGAGUCAAGGAUUUCUGCGCGCCUCAUCGUCGAGCCUAAUCAAGGUGUUGGUUAUUACCCUCUUCGUCUAGGACAGCAACUGGAUGGCAGCAAGCUGGAGAUCACCAGAAAACUUCGAUGGGGAAGCUACUUCAGCACUCUGCUGGCGCGUUCAUUAUGCAGGAACGGUUUGGGUCCCACUCUCCUCGAUGAAGACACGUAUCCUUCACCGUACGCUGCUGUCAACAUAGUCACGGCCAAUGCCUCGUCGGGCGCCGUGAAUGCAUCGCUUGCAGAGAUGGAUGCUCUAAGGGCCAUCAAGAUUACGAAUCCUAGUCACCCAUGUUGGAAACAUUACCAUUGUCUCCACCGUUUCUUCAUUGUGAAGGGUAGUCAUUGACCUCACAUGUGCCUCUUCACGGGAACACGGCGCGUUUUCGAUUAAGUUUAUUAAACGUAUCACCAAAUAGACCCUCCUUGCUUUGGGAAAGAACAUUCAUUCUCUACUAUCAAGAACCACCCAUCAGCGGCUUACGGCACUCGCAUUGAACGGGAAUUAUCGCCUCAUACCAUCAUAACAGUCAAGUCCCAGCUGCUUCCAAACACCUCUUAUUUGAUUCGAGUGACCUCUAUACCUAUACCUGCUUCGUCGACUAUGGUCAUGAUGAGUUGGAUUAGUGUCAUCACGACGGCGUGAUUUUGUUAUAGCAUCUGUACAAGGGGCUCAACCCAUCCUGCUUCACGCCCAUAAGGUCACACUUGGGUAUACGUGGUCCGCACCGCGAUAGACAUACGGUCGAUGAGAUGUCUAGUGAAAUCUUAUCUUGCUUAUUCUUUGAGCAUCUGUCGAGUAGUUCCGGCUAGGUUUUCCUGCAUCUAGUCGGCGUCGCUCCGUUUCAAAUCUACGAAACGCCUUCUGUG